Melospiza georgiana is the source of this 4385-nucleotide messenger RNA. RefSeq names its product G protein-coupled receptor 37 like 1 (gene GPR37L1). Gene Ontology annotation, biological process: positive regulation of MAPK cascade; adenylate cyclase-inhibiting G protein-coupled receptor signaling pathway. NCBI's taxonomy places the organism in Eukaryota, Metazoa, Chordata, Aves, Passeriformes, Passerellidae. Gene Ontology annotation, cellular component: signaling receptor complex; plasma membrane. The record is from RefSeq and is a predicted model, not a curated record. Gene Ontology annotation, molecular function: G protein-coupled peptide receptor activity. The transcript is spliced from 2 exons. The coding region runs from base 70 to 1797 and encodes 575 amino acids.
CUCGCAGAGCCGCGGCCGGAGCCGGAGCGAGCGGCGGUGCCGGAGCCGCGGGGACUCGGAGCGGGCACGAUGGCAUCGCCAGCACCGCCACCGCCACCGCUGCUGCUGCUGCUGCUGCUGCUGCUGGCCCCGGGGGCCGCGGGGAUGCGGGGCAGGGCUGGCCCGGGGCAGGCUGAGCACACAGCCCCGGUACCGGAGGGGGUGCGGGGCAGCACAGGGCACGGGCAGGCUGAGCACAGCGCCCCGGUACCGGAGGGGGUGCGGGGCAGCACAGGGCACGGGCAGGCUGAGCACAGCGCCCCGGUACCGGAGGGGAUGCGGGGCAGCACAGGGCACGGGCAGGCUGAGCACAGCGCCCCGGUACCGGAGGGGAUGCGGGGCAGCACAGGGCACGGGCAGGCUGAGCACACAGCCCCGGUACCGGAGGGGAUGCGGGGCAGCACAGGGCACGGGCAGGCUGAGCACACAGCCCCGGUCCCCGCGGGCGGGCAGCGGCAGCGGCGGGGCACGGAGGACUCGCGGGCCGUGCAGCAGUACGGGCCGGGGGUGCGGGUGGAAUUCCCGCGGCCCCUCAGCUCCGGCGGCCUCCAGCCCACCCGGGCCCUGCUCCCCUCUAGCACCGACGCCGGGGUCCCCACGGAGCGGGACGGGCCCGAGCCCCGGGCCAACCUGAGCACCGUGUCCGACCGGCGGCUGCAGAUGCACAACCCGCUGUACCCGGUCACCGAGGGCUCCUACAGCGCCUACGCCGUCGUGUUCCUGUCCCUCGUCGUGUUCACCGUGGGCAUCGUGGCCAACCUGGCCGUGAUGUGCAUCGUGUGGCACAACUACUACAUGAAGAGUGCCUGGAACUCCAUCCUGGCCAGCCUGGCUUUCUGGGACUUCCUCAUCCUCUUCUUCUGCCUGCCCGUGGUCAUCUUCAACGAGAUCACCAAGAAGAGGCUGCUGGGGGACGUGUCCUGUCGCAUCGUGCCCUUCAUGGAGGUCUCGUCGCUGGGGGUCACCACGUUCAGCCUGUGUGCCCUGGGCAUCGACCGGUUCCACGCAGCCACCAGCCCCCAGGCCAGCACGCGGCCCAUCGAGCAGUGCCAGUCCAUCAUCGCCAAGCUGGCCGUCAUCUGGGUGGGCUCCAUGACGCUCUCGGUGCCCGAGAUCCUGCUCUGGCAGCUGGCACGGGACACGUCGCCCGUGUCCGGCGUGAUGAGCGAGUUCUGCACCAUGAAACCUUCGUCCAACCUGCCUGAGUCCAUCUACUCGCUGGUGCUCACCUACCAGAACGCCCGCAUGUGGUGGUACUUUGGCUGCUACUUCUGCCUGCCCGUGCUCUUCACCGUCAGCUGCCAGCUGGUGACGCGGCGCGUGCGCGGCCCCGACAAGAAGGGCGAGAGCCGGGGCUCCAAGCAGGGCCAGGCCGAGGGCCACCUCAACUGCACCAUCAUCGCCCUGACCGUCAUCUACGGGCUCUGCACCACCCCCGAGAACGUCUGCAACAUCGUGGUGGCCUACAUGUCCCCCGACGUGUCCAAGCAGACUUUGGAUCUGCUCAACCUCAUCAACCAGUUCUUCCUGUUCUUCAAGUGCUCCGUGACGCCCGUGCUGCUCCUGUGUCUCUGCCGUCCCCUGGGCCAGGCCUUCAUGGACUGCUGCUGCUGCUGCUGCGAGGGCUGCGGCCCCGACGGCUCCUCCAGCGAGAGCAGCGCCGACAGCAAGCUCAAAACAGAGAUGUCCUCCUCCAUCUUCUUCGACAAGCCCCGGGAGACCCCCCCGCCCCUCCUGGCCCUGGGCACGCCAUGCUAAGUGCCACCAGGGAGCCGUAGCGAUCGUUUCACCACCUCCUCCCAAGACCAAACCUUGUUCUGCCAUUAGUACUCGUGUCUGGACGUGGAACAAGAGAGAGACGGCUCAGGGGGCUGCGCCGUGGGCUUCAAAGCCAGCAUGGGGCAGGUGGGAUUGAAAUGCCAGUCCCCAUGGCUACCCUGGUGACCCUCUUGCCUCUGCCCAGAGGUCAGUGAGGACAGCAGCACCCUCCUGUCCCGGCUGCCUGGCCGGGCUCCCCGGGGCUCUGCUCUGGAGAUGGCGUCGUGCCGGAAAGGUCUCACCUGAAACUACAGAGGCUGACCAUGAUGGCUCCCAGAGGACACAGCAAACACAAACUGCCCUCCUCCUGUCCCCUCCCCUCCUGCCAGCCCCUCCACAAGAGGAAAAGGUCCAACUGGUCGUAUCCCACGGAUCCAAGCCGUGCCCUGUAUGAGCUCAAUAAACCAGUAACCUAGAGCACGUCGUGCUUGCAGCCGCUGGCACUGCUGGGCUGAGCCCUGGGAGCCCCUGGAAUGGUUCUUCCCUAAACCUGGGGGCACUGGGGUGGGCAUGGGCAGCUGGGGGGCAGGAGGGCAGGGAGCAGCCAGGGGAGAUGGGGAAAGGCGCCCAGCCCCUUUGCUGCCUCCCUCUGGGGUGAUGCUGAGAGUGAGGGUGCCCUCUGAAGUGUUGGGUUUGGGGUGGUUUGUAGGACCUGAACUGGUCUCAGUAAAGUCCAGCCAGCCCAGCACAGGGCUGAGGUAGCCCCCAGCCUGGUUCCCCAUGUGCACUAUGCACAACCAAGGUGCUGCUACUGCAGUGCUGUGGGAAGAUGUGGGACCACCACCCCCAGCACCCCUUGGGGUGACAGCAUCUCCCCAAACUGCCCCACAGGGCUCCUGGCCCUCCUCCACGUGCCCAUUGCAGGGCGGUUUCAGGGCACCAGGGUUUCCAAGCCCACAUGUUCCCAGCAGGGCCGGGGGGUCAGGAGCAGGCGGGACGGAUCUGCCCGAGGGCAGCCUGGCCAUGCAGCCCCGUCCACCGGAGCUGUUAGAGCUCCUUGUCCCGGGGCUGGCAGCCACCCAGCCCCGGAGUGCCAGCGAGAAGGAGCCGGUUGCCAGGGGCAGUGAAAGGCAGGGGCUCAGAGCGGGCUUUGUGCGCAACACCCACCGGCCCCGCGCGCGCUUCGCUUUCGCAGAGCUGUUUCCAGGGAAACAAAAGGCCCAGUUUUCUUUUGAGAACACAAAACUGGGUUUUUCCUUUCAUCCUCCUCGCUGCGAGCCCGUGCUGGGCCCCACGGUUUGGGAGAGGAGGGGUCUGGUCUCGGCCCAGGGAUGCAGGGGGCUCAUACCCAGGCCGUACCUUUGGAGUGCCCAUGGGGUCAGCGGGGUCCCGGGAGGGUCUGGGGGCUCUGGGCUGCUGGGGGAGGGCACCUCUCAUGUGCCUGCUCCACAUGGCUCCUCCUGAGCCUGGGCCAAGCGUGAACAAAGCCAGGCUUGUGCUGCAGGCGUGGGGAGGGGCAGGGGGUGCAGGCAGCACUGGCACCGUGCCUGUGGCAGCACCCCCGGGCCAGCCCCGCUCCCACCCUGGGGCAGCUGACAGGGCAGGGCAGGGCCACCCCCAGGACCCCAGCAGCGAUGGUCACCCCCUCCUGGGGACAUGGAGGCGCCUCCUAAGGACACAGCAGCCCUGCAGCAGUGGGAACAGCCCCCAGAGGGAGCAGGAGCACUGCAGGACCCCAGACCCAGCAGGGCUCUGCAGCAGUUCUGAGACACAGAAGGUCCAGAGGAAGCUCCAUGGAUGCAGUGCCCAAGCUGGUCUUGGUACCCAGGCCAAAAAAACAAGGAUCUGACACCAUCAGAGGUGCCUGCUCAAUGGCCACACAGUGCCCAGUGCCACCCAGGGGACAGGGACCUCCCUCCCAGGCAGGGCCCCCAAGGAUGGGUGGCAGAGAUGGGGAGGAAGUAACGUGGCAGCAACCACAGCCGCAACGCAAAAUUGUUAAUUUAUUAUUAGGAGGCAAAAAAAUUGUACAGUUACAAGAAUCAUUUCCCAACAGAGGUCAAAUCUGAGUCAAAAUAUCUCUUACAAAAAAAAAAAAAAAAAAGGGAGGGUGGGGGGGAGACAACACUUUACAAGUCGUUAAAUUAAAAAAAAAAAAAAAAAAAAAACCAAAAAGAAACCUCUCUUUGUGCAAUUCUGCAAAAACAAGAACAGAAGGUAAAUUCCCAGCCUGACACCCUGGAGCCCAGUGGGAAGGGGCUGGGGGGGCUGCAGGGCUCCCACCCUGUGCCCCAGCCCUGCACUGGCACCAGCACUGCCUCCCCUGCUCACCCAGCUCCAGUGCCAGCCCAGCGCCCCAGACUGGCCCCAAACAACCUGGCCAGGCCCCAGCCCAUGGCACAGACAUGGCACAGCCUUUGUCACCCCCUGUGCACACACAGACCUGACCACUGUCCCCACAAGCCCUGCUGGCCCUGCCCCACAGCUCCUGUGCCCCCCAGCCAGGGCAGCAGAGCAGGGGGGGCAUGGGGAGGGGGCAUGGGGAAUGGGGAGAGGGGAGUGGGGAGAGGGGAAUGGGGAAUGGGGAA